UUAGCUGACACCGUGUGAUAUGAAUAGGAUAAAGCACGACUCCGAGGUUUUGCUUGGGGAUGUAAAACCCGAGUCGACAGGGGAGAGGAAAUGUAAGACCGAGGGCGAAGCCCCGAGGUCUUACAUUUCCGAUCCCCGAUCGCCGAGUGUUUUACAUCCCCAAGCAUAACCGAGGAGGAGUGUUUAUCUAGCUUAGAAACCGUGGGGAAAUUUUCUUUAUAUUGUCCUGAAAAAUUCGAGUGUAUGAGAACUACGUUUUGAUUCGCUGUAAUGACGUCAGAUCAUGCAUGUGCCCAUUAUCACGCACUGCACGUGCAGAUUGCUAGUACUUGGGAGAGGUUUUACAAUUGUCAUUUCACGUGACCAGCUUUUUUUUAAACGUGCGCAUUCCCACAGUAACCACACACUUUUACCGUGAACUUGAUGAGCGACGAGGACAUCUUUCUAACCCAUGCUCAGAAAAUGGACGCUUUCUACUACUCACCAUUAGUGAAACCCAAGGCAGACAGAUGGUUAAGCAAUUUCCCGAUAGGACACAACACGCUUCAAGGCAUAAUCAAGCGACUGUGUCGGAAUGCAGGAAUCGAGGGAAAGCGAACAAAUCACUCUCUCAGGGCAACAUCCGCCACCAGACUAUACAGAGCCAACGUUGAUGGGCAACUUAUUUGCGAGCAGACAGGCCAUCGAAGCGAAACUGUGCGCACUUAUAAAUGGACAUCCGAAGAUCAGAAACUGCUGGUGUCGGACAUCAUCUAUGGUGGGGGAAAGCAGAAAAAGUCUGUUACUGCCACUGCCACGAGACCAUCUCCAGAUGAUGCUACUGCGCCGCCGUCAAUUGCUACUGCUACUGCUAUCCCGUCAUCUGCAGCACCGCCACCAGCCGUUUCCAGUGAAAAUGUCUCUGAUCACGACUUGCGAGAGAAAACCAAAAAGAGACGCUUCGCGGAAUAUUUGUGUCACAUUCAACUUCAGCUGAACUGUAAAUGGCAUGGUUUAUGGCAUCUCAGAAUAAAUAUUGAAACGUGUGUGUUGAUUUAUUUUAAAGAACUAAUCCGCUACCCCACGCCUGGUUUGCGCCAUGGGUCAGGUCAAUAAAUCUCUUGGUAAAACCUCUCCAGCGACGGACAGGUCAAUAAACAACCUGAACAACUCUACCAGAAAGGGACAAGUUAAUAAAUCUUCAGUAUGGACCUCCCUCUGAUCAGCAAGUAUACUUGUUGGAUAAUCAGUAGUGAGCGGUACAUGCAGACUGGCGGUCAUUCCACGAUAGCAAUGCACCCACGAAACAAUAGACAUAAUUUACCCUAGGU
Molecule: messenger RNA, 1310 nt
Organism: Haliotis rufescens (red abalone)
Lineage: Eukaryota; Metazoa; Mollusca; Gastropoda; Lepetellida; Haliotidae
Exons: 2
Coding region: 424-1095 (223 amino acids)
Biological process (GO): DNA integration; DNA recombination
Molecular function (GO): DNA binding
Source: RefSeq, a predicted model, not a curated record